This is a messenger RNA of Serendipita indica DSM 11827, 3819 nucleotides long. Lineage: Eukaryota; Fungi; Basidiomycota; Agaricomycetes; Sebacinales; Serendipitaceae. The record is from the annotation of a GenBank genome assembly.
AUGCAUCGGUGCAGCGUUGUGGACAUGGAGGAUGGACAGGUUAUCGAUGAGGGACUUGCUGUGUACUUCUCAGGGCCCAGGUCAUUUACUGGAGAAGAUGUGCUAGAAUUACACGUCCAUUCGGGAAAAGCCAUCAUAGCCUCGAUAAUGAGAGUACUGAGCCAGAUCCCUGGAUGUCGAAUGGCCGAACGAGGAGAAUUUACGCGUCGGGCAUUUGACGCGGGCCGAAUGGAUCUCACUCAGGUCGAGGGCUUGCGAGACCUCAUCGACGCUGAGACGGAGGAGCAACGUAAAUGGGCUCUUGGUGCGACACAGGGAGCGAUACGUGAAGAAGUUGAAGCUAUUAGAAAGGAGAUUGUUACCUGCCUCAUGUUAUGCGAGGCUGAAAUCGAUUUUGGAGAUACAGAGGAUAUCGACACGGGAGUGGUCAAGCAAGCACACGACCGUGCCGUGGUCCUCAGGGACAAACUCAAACUGUACCUAAGUGACAGCAGAAAGGGGGAAAUUAUGCGCAAUGGAGUACGUAUCGUUCUAUUUGGUGAGCCUAACGCUGGCAAGAGUUCUUUGCUUAAUUGGCUGGCCCAACGCCAAGCUGCGAUUGUAACGCCCGUACCUGGAACGACGCGAGAUAUUCUCGAGGUGGCGCUUGACAUAGAUGGGCUGCCCGUCAUUGCGUGUGACACUGCUGGAAUACGAAAAACGGAAGAUCUUGUCGAAAGAAUAGGUGUCCAAAGAGCCGGAGAUGCGUUAGUACUGAUUCCGACCCUCUUCCAUUCGUGCCGACUUCCUUUUCGCGCGCGCCCAGCUCCACAGCCAUCGUCACCUUCUGACGAUCGAGCUCGGCUGGAUCGUCAUAUGACUGCUUUGAUCAUUGAUUUCGAUACUGACUUGUUUUUUAUGCGCCGCCGGGCCCUUUCCAGCGUCCGACAGGCAGACAUAGCCAUUUGUGUUGUCUCGCUUCCCGAGUUGGAGGCGCGAAAUAAACUGGCCACCCAGCGCUGGAACCACCGCGGCAGCGCGAUUGGAGGGAUUGAAGCGUGGCCGCCGCCAGAGCUUGGCGAACUGAUGAGCUCGCAAACGUUGGUUCUACUGAACAAGCUCGAUGUCGCCAAUGAAUCAGCGGCUCGGCAUGCGGAGUACCUCCAAGUCCCAGGCAUGGCCGAGGAUGAAGCGGGAGCGCGCCGUGGAGAAGAGAUUCGAUGCUGGCGCGCAAGCGUCACCACUGGAGAGGGCAUGCAAGAGUUUAUCAACGGUUUGGUGCGGUGUAUUCGCGAUCGGUACCAACUUUCCGGGAGCCAAGGCCCAGGAGGUGGAAUUCAGAUAGGGCACGCUCGUCAGCGACUGCACAUGGAGAAUGCUGUCAUGUAUCUCGAGGCCUUUAUUCAAGGUCUCAAUACGCACGGCCACUCCACCGUUGUGCUCGCUGCAGAAGAACUCCGUCGCUCGUACACAGACGGCGGCGAGGCCCAGCUCGACUCUGUCGACGCCGCCGAGGCCGCAAAGGGGGAUGGCGUUGCCCCCAAGUCUCCGGCAGAGAUGGAAGCUGAACGACGUGCCGAACGACGCUCACGAUACUACUCUGCAGCGUCUGACCCACGCCUACGCCGCGAAUGGGACCGAAUCCUCCAAGAGGACCAACGCACUCGCUCAAGACGACCCGCGAGCGCCGGUGUGGCCGUUUCCACAAAACCGAGUAGACCUGUCUUUGCGUCUGUGAAUGAGCAAGACGGUCUUCAUGUUCCCAAACCGCCAAAGGGAGCGGCAAAGGAUGACAACGACAGCGACGAAUUUUACACGCCCUAUGCGUCACCACAGGCUUCACCGCAGACUGCCGCACUCGAUCUCGCAAAUCAUUCACCCAUCCUGCAGUCGCUCACCGUAGCCGCCACUUCAGACAUGAACCAAGAGCCGCGACACUCCCGGCUCGGGUCGAGUAGCAGCAGCACUGUCAGCCAAAGCUAUGCAUCCUCGGUCGUUUCGUCGGAAGACAAUUAUACAAACUAUUCGUGGAGUGCAGGAACUGGCAGCGAACAUACACAUAUUACCAUUUCCUCGUCACGGUCCAGCCGCCACUCUAAACAGCUCUCCGACCCUACGCACAACAACAUGGCACCUCCGGCCGACUGGGCAAAGGACAUUCGUUGGCUCGUCGCUCCUGAGCACUCUUCCGCGGCUCCGAAACGAACCAUUUCUGCACCACCGUCGUCCUCCGCAGCAAGCACUCGAUCACGUUCCUCGAGUCGAAGUAGCGGCAGUCUAGGCAGCAGGAGCAAGACGGAACCUAUUCGCCCAAGGGGUAAACGACGAAUGAGCGAGAUUCAGGAAGAGGUCGAGGACGACGAUGGUCGGCUGUCCCUUGAUGAAGGGGCCGCCCGAGCGCCCCAACUCUCCGAUUUUGGCGUACCCCCUCAGCGUCGAAAGUCUCAGUCUAGUCAAUCGCGUGGGUACGGAAGAAAGAAGAGCCUCAGCACACACUCUGAGACGAGUUCGACGUCGUCUAUCCGAACUGUCGAUCUACCGCCAUUAGUCCCACACGCCGAACCAGGGACCUAUACGUCUCUCGUCUUUCCCCGAGCCAGUUAUCAGCCCUCGAAACACCCAGAGCGUCUCUCCAGCUCGGUUGAUAUGAUCCACAUCGGCGUCGGAUCGACGACAAUGACCACCAUUUCUGUCACAAAACAUGCAGCAGAGAUGCUCAAUCGCGGUCGCAAGUUUUCUCUACCUUCGAUUAUAUCCCCGAGAAACUCCAGUGAGACGCCGAGCCAUCUCCUCGAGGAGAGCACAGUCCCCAUCGUUGCCCUCACAUCUCAUACACCCACCCCAUCGAAGGUGCAGAACCACCAAGUUCUUGUUCAGGUCUGUUGUGUAGCGUUGGAGGGGAUCGACGUCGUGAUUACGAGAGAGAAGAGCAAGACAGCAGAAGGCUAUGGAUUUGUCCCAGGGCGUGGCUUCUAUGGCCGGAUUAUCGAGGCUGGACUUGGUGUUUCAAACGUACGCAAAGGAGAUUGGGUUGUUGGCUGUCUGGACCUGUCAAAGUCUGGAGCCUUGUCCGAAUUUCUGAUCGCUGAUAAGAGGAGGAUACACCGUGCUCCUCCUGCGACUCCUUCGCUCACUGCGGAGCAUCUUGCCGUCCUCGCCGUCUCCGGUCUCUUUGCUCAACGCGCGACGAGCACGCUACCAACGCCUUGCAAGGGUCAACGUGUUCUCAUCCUCCAAGCACACGAUGGAGCUGGCGCAUUGGCUGCUCAAGAGCUCGUAGCCGCCGGUGCGCGCGUCACGGCACAGAUUGCAGACGUGAAACAGCUGGACAAGCUCCGCGGAUUAACUCUCGACUCCGUCAAAGUCGGAGAGCCAUUAGCCGUUUUGCAAUCCUUUGAGCCAUCCGAGGAAGGCUCGUUUGAUGCUGUCCUUGACACGGUGGGCGGCAAGGAGAUUUGGGAGGCGUGUAAACGGGUAUUCGGAUCCACCGGCCAGUUUACUACCUUUGUUGGCGACUCUGCCGAUGCUGCAUUGUCUCGCAACGCGCACGUCAAGAGCAACAUGCGCUCGCUCAAGCUUGCCUGGAAGAGGCAAGAAAACCGAUCGAUUGGAUACGAAUGGGUGUCCCCAUCGGCAGAGGUUGACCAUGAAGGCAGGGACAUUCAGGCCUCGUUGGCCGCGACAUGCAACCUGGCCACCGAGGGCUACGUUCGACCACGGAUAUCGCCGCAUCUCAUCGUGCCAUUCGAACGUGCUCCGGACCUCCUUAACGGCUAUCGUCGAGACGGCCUCGCGGCCGAGCUCCUGAGUGGGGCUGUCGGUGUCGUGCGCCUCCAAUAA